GAAUGUUGACAGUUGUAACGCAACAGCUGUUAGCAUGUGCAUCACAUUUUGUCUUCCUUAAAAAACCAUGACUGAUUUUAACCGAAAAGUGAAAAAUCCGUUAUUCAACACUGCUGUUACCGGAGGCACAAUUGAAGAUUUUUCGCAAAAUGCUCUUCUACUUCCAGCUAAAGAAAAAUCACCGCCUCCUCCAGUCCUGAAUUUGUCUCCAGAGCAACCACCGCAGUUUGAAGAAAGUUCCGAUUUCUUUGAAACAAUCCCAACUAGUAUAGACACUUUCCAAAACCAACAACCUUAUGAGCAGACGUUACCAAACGAACCCGAAACAUCCCUUCCCCAGUCUUCAAAUUUAACUUCGGUGUUUUCUUCCUUUUCUAACAUACUAAAACUGAAGACACCCCAGAACCCUCCUCCUACGGAGUUCAUUCCACCUCCGGCGGGAAUCGAAACCAUUUUGGAACAACCACCAGUAGAUGUUGCCCCAAUUCCUCUUUUCCCAGCUAGCGGAAUUACCUCUAGCGCUCCCAAAAACCCUCCGCAGGGUCCAGCGAACACCUACCGUAGAUCGGGUUUGAAGAGACCGGUGUAUGCCCAAAUUCCCGGGUUAUCAAAUCAGCAACCUGUAGUACAACCCCCACCACCGCAAACUAGCUCGUAUUUUCAACCCCAGGCGGUUUUACCGGAGGUCACACCUCCACAUUCUGUUUCUCCUGUUGUGUCUUCGGUUUCUUCGACUCAAGAUACAGGGGUUGGGUAUUUUAAGCCGAUUUCCCCACAACCAAGUAGUUUUUUGAGUGCGGUAACCACUUCACAGACUUUUACUCCUAUAUCGGUACCUGCACAACACAAUUUCUUCCCACCGGUAUCUUCAACUAAUUCGUAUCUUCAAAGUCCUGUGAUGGCGGCCAUUUCGGCGAAUGAUUGUCUGCAACCAGGAAAUGUAGUUCCUCCUCUUUCGACUGAAAUUGACGGGGAUAAAAUAACAGCUAAUGGCAUCAACCAGAUCUAUCGUCCGGUAUAUCAUCAUUGGUUCCACAAAAGAGAAGUAGAAGGGAAAGUACUAUGGCAACAAUUCUCAAUGGUGGACUCUCUAGCGUUAGAACAAGCCUUCACGUCAAAUGAUUUAGAUCCGGACAAAGAGGUGGCCACUGAUGGUGGUCGUUACGACGUGAAUAUUUUGCGCCGACAACGAAUUCCAGUGUACUGGAAAGGUGCCCCGACGGAAGUUCGCCGGUGCUCGUGGUUCUAUAAAGGUAACUCCGACGGAAAAUACGUUCCUUACGAAGAAAACAUUGCAACGAAACUAGAAGAAGAGUUUAAAUCGGCUUUCGAACAAAACCAUUGGCACCGGAAAGUCGAGUUACCGAAUGGCGAAACGGUUGUUUUUCAUGCGCCCGAUGUUCUGGUGCUCUUUCCGCCAAGUCAAUCCCCGGACGCUUGGGGCAACACUCCCAACCAGCUGCGUCCACGAGUCGUCAAACGCGGCAUGGACGAAUUCGACAUCGACGAGGGUGAACCGGAGAAAGUUGACCAUCUUUUGUUUCUAGUACACGGUAUAGGGUCCGUUUGCGAUUUGAAAUUCCGAACGGUCGAAGAAGUCGUCGAUGAGUUUCGCAGCAUUUCUCUGCAACUGGUUCAGUCGCACUACAGGUCCUCGUGCGAGCGUGGUCUUGCAAACCGUGUCGAAGUACUUCCUAUUAGUUGGCACGAAGAACUUCAUUCGGAAAACACGGGCAUUGAUCGCAAAUUGAAAAGUAUAACUCUUGAGAGCAUUCCACGUUUGCGGGACUUCACAAACGAUACACUGCUUGACGUUCUUUUUUAUACUAGUCCGGUGUAUUGUCAGACGGUCAUUUCUACGGUGGGAAACCAGUUGAAUAGAAUUUAUGAACUGUUUAAACAGCGGAAUCCCGAUUUCAACGGUGGGGUAUCUCUAGGAGGACACAGUUUAGGAUCCUUGAUCUUGUUCGAUCUUCUUUGUCACCAACAACCGGAACCGGAAAAAGGGGACACCCUUCCUGAAGAUGACGAGACGGUUGUACCUGUGAGUGAAAAACCCCCACCUUUGCAACGACGCAUGAGCAAAAGAAUCAGUUACAUGAUGGGAGCUGUAGGAACGGGUCAACCUCAAAUCCACUACCCAAAUUUGGUCUUUCAACCAAAAUCAUUUUUUGCUUUGGGAUCACCGAUAGGCAUGUUUGUCACAGUGAGGGGUUUGGAUACACUAGGAGAACAAUUUGCUCUUCCUACAUGCCCUGCGUUCUUCAACAUUUUCCAUCCGUAUGAUCCUGUUGCGUAUAGAGUGGAGUCACUGAUCAACCCCGAGUUGGCGAAACUCAAACCUGUUCUCAUUCCACAUCACAAAGGGAGGAAACGAAUGCAUUUAGAAUUGAAAGAAACUAUGGCUCGAGUUGGCGCCGAUUUGAAGCAACGCGUUAUCGACUCAAUGAAAAACACUUGGAAUUCGUUCUACCAACUUGCCAUGUUCCAUCGCCAAGAUGAAGCCACUCUAGAAGAAGAAGUCGACAAGGCUCUCCAAAAACAGAUACUCGAACAAGAAGACGUGGACGAAGAGCCGGAGCAACAACAAACUGAUCAACCCCUAGGUCUGUUGAACAGCAACCGACGAAUCGAUUACGUUCUUCAAGAAGCCCCGUUUGAGUUCUUCAACGAGUAUCUUUUUGCUUUGACUAGUCAUGUGUGCUACUGGGAAUCCGAAGAUACGAUGUUGCUGAUUUUGAAGGAGAUUUACAGCAACAUGAAUGUAACGGCUGAUGAUAAAAUUCCGCAACAGACUAUGAGUAUUGAAAGACCACCGCCGUCACCGAAGUCUCUAAGAGCGGAGAAUUACAAUCACACGAACGAUGUGACCGGGAUGGAUCCCACAGCACCUAUACAACGUAAUGUUAAUUUAGGACCUCCACCUAUGACUGGGUUUGUCAAGAAGACCUAGUAUAUGUUGUUUGAGUGGGUGUACCGACCGCUAGCCCAGAGGUACGCACCAUACUUACUGUACAGUACGGAUAGUAGGAUCAGGAAAAGAAUUCGGAAGUGAAACGUAUUGUGAUUUUGUUUGUUACAAAUAUAUUUUUAUAUAAUUAUUAAUUUUUACUUUGUUUUUUCUGUAUAUGAAUCUAUUCUUUGUCGUAUUUAUUGAACAAUAUAAGAGAGGUUUUAAUA
Messenger RNA from Zophobas morio, 3180 nucleotides. Its product is annotated as SEC23-interacting protein-like. Gene Ontology annotation, cellular component: cytoplasm; COPII-coated ER to Golgi transport vesicle. NCBI's taxonomy places the organism in Eukaryota, Metazoa, Arthropoda, Insecta, Coleoptera, Tenebrionidae. The transcript is spliced from 8 exons. Bases 68 to 2953 code for a protein of 961 amino acids. The record is from RefSeq and is a predicted model, not a curated record. Gene Ontology annotation, molecular function: metal ion binding; glycerophospholipase activity.